Ictalurus furcatus (blue catfish) is the source of this 897-nucleotide messenger RNA. RefSeq lists its product as uncharacterized. Bases 115 to 897 code for a protein of 260 amino acids. The transcript is spliced from 4 exons. NCBI's taxonomy places the organism in Eukaryota, Metazoa, Chordata, Actinopteri, Siluriformes, Ictaluridae. The record is from RefSeq and is a predicted model, not a curated record.
GAAGUUCACUGUUCCGCUGUGUUUGUAGUUUGUAGGGCGGGGUUAAACCCGCUAUCCAGAACUGUUUUACUCCUCACCUCCUGUCCUGUGGAAGACUCCGAGCAAUAUUCAGACAUGUGGAGCUACACACUGCUGUUUGGGCUGCAGAUCUUCACCUUUGCUCCCACUGUGUCCGGUGUUCGUUCUGUAACGGCCAAACUUCAUCACCCCGUUACCCUCUCCUGUGACUCCAGAUGUUCUGGUGUACUCAAAUGGAGCCUGUUUAAUAAACCAGGUAGUGUUCUGGCUCGGUGUGAUGAGACCUCCUGCAGGCCAGAGGAGGGAUUUAACAUCUCUCAUGAUCAGUACCUGAAGGGGAAUCCACAUCUCACCAUCUCUGCAGCUGAUUACAGUGCGAGAGGAUUGUACACGUGUCUGUGUGACGAUAAGGACGUCUGUAACGUGCGUCUCCUCAUCGAGAGUAAGUACACUUCUGUUUGUCCAAUUGGUCCUAAAGGUGCAUCAGCUCCUCGUAUCAUUAGGUUAGGAGGGGUGAAACAGAACGCUGGUUAUGUAUGUAGCUGUAUGGAACUGGGACAGAACGCUGGUUAUGUAUGUAGCUGUAUGGAACUGGGACAGAACGCUGGUUAUGUAUGUAGCUGUAUGGAACUGGGACAGAACGCUGGUUAUGUACGUAGCUGUAUGGAACUGGGACAGAACGCUGAGUCGUCUCCACACAUCAAGCAGCAGGAAGGUGUACCAGCGUGGGGGAUUGUACUGAUACUGAUACUGAUAUCUGCGUUUGUGUUCCUGUUGGUGAUGCAUGUGCGUCUGAGGAGAGAAAAUCAGCAGCUCUGUGAGAAAGCUGAGAAUAACGGACACUCUCUCCUCCAUCACAAUGGAAACACUGUGCACUGA